Molecule: messenger RNA, 2209 nt
Organism: Portunus trituberculatus (swimming crab)
Lineage: Eukaryota; Metazoa; Arthropoda; Malacostraca; Decapoda; Portunidae
Gene: pit
Product: ATP-dependent RNA helicase HAS1-like
Exons: 12
Coding region: 233-2167 (644 amino acids)
Biological process (GO): maturation of LSU-rRNA from tricistronic rRNA transcript (SSU-rRNA, 5.8S rRNA, LSU-rRNA)
Cellular component (GO): nucleolus
Molecular function (GO): nucleic acid binding; RNA helicase activity; ATP binding
Source: RefSeq, a predicted model, not a curated record
CCAGAGUAACCAGAAGCCAGACACCAGCCUGCAGAGCGCACGUGGAGGUGAAGUUUGCAGUCCACCCGCUGUUGUGCUUCGCUAGGAAUCUUACUUUCUAUCUGCUUCUCACUCUUCACCAGUCCUGUGAAUCCACCGGUACGUCAGGGUCAGGUCUCCAGGACAAGUGAGGGAAAGUUAUAGAAGGAAGAGAAAGAAGAAACGAUAUAGGAGUUUGGUGAGUGGAGGAGCCAUGCAGCCCACGGCGGACAAAAUUUUGAUGAGGAAAAUCAAGAAAACCCAAAAGAAGAAGCUGAAAAUUGUGAAGGAAAAAGAAGAGAACAAAGGAGACAGUGUUCCAGAAAAAAAGUUGCCUGAGGAUGAAACGGAGUGGCUCAUCCAGACUCACAAUAUUCUUGGCAAACGCCCAGCAGAGGAUGACGAGCCUUUCCCAAAAAGGAAAAAGAAAAAGAAAAAACUUCAGCAGUUGGAAGAAACCCUCGAUGAUGGAGCAGAUAACAAAGUUCAAAAUGACACUCAACAGAAAAUGAAGAAGAAAAAGAAAAAUAAAUUGCCUCAGCAGGGGAACAAAGCAAUAGUGCAGAGUGGACAAGAGAAUGGAGUGAAGCAAGGACAGGAGAGGGAGGGUGAGAGUGAAGAGACAGGCUAUGAGAGUGAAGAGGGCAAAGAAGGUGUUGACAGUACAUUAGGAUUUGACACAACUGUAAACAAAUCUUUUGAAAGUCUGCGUGGACAAGUUUCUGAAGAGACCAUGAAGGCCAUAGAAGGCAUGGGGUUUACGGAGAUGACAGAGAUUCAGGCCAAGGCAAUCCCCAAGCUGUUGGAGGGGAGGGAUCUACGGGGGACAGCCAAGACUGGUGCAGGGAAGACUCUGGCCUUUGUCAUUCCUGCUGUAGAACUGAUUCACAAGCUCAAGUUCAAGCCAAGAAAUGGUACUGGUGUGAUUGUCAUCUCGCCAACACGAGAGCUGUCAAUGCAGACGUUUGGUGUGCUGCGUGAAGUGAUGCAGGAACACACACAGACUUAUGGCCUCAUCAUGGGAGGUGCUGAUCGCAAGAGUGAGGCAGCAAAACUGGCUAAAGGUGUGAAUGCUCUUGUGGCCACUCCAGGGAGACUUCUGGACCAUUUGCAAAACUCUCCAAAUUUCCUCUUCAAGAACCUUGUGUGUUUGGUUAUUGAUGAAGCAGAUCGAAUCUUUGAUGUAGGAUUUGAAGAGGAAAUGAAACAAAUUUUGCGAAUUUUGCCCAAACGAAGACAGACCUUGCUGUUCAGUGCCACCAAAGAUAACAAGACGAAUGAGCUUGCCAGGCUUGCCCUUAAAACUGAGCCCAUGGAGGUGGAUGUUGACUCAGACAAGAUUAGUGCCACAGUGGAAGGCCUUGAGCAGGCUUUCCUGGUGUGCCCUGCUGACAAAAGAUUCCUUGUUUUAUAUACAUUUAUCAAGAAAAACCGAAAGAAGAAAGUGAUGGUGUUCUUCAAUUCCUGCAUGACUGUCAAAUUUUACCACGAGCUUCUUAACUACAUUGACCUUCCUGUUAUGUGUAUCCAUGGUAAACAAAAGCAGGUAAAGCGGACCAGCACGUUUUACCAGUUCUGCAAUGCUGAGUCUGGCAUUCUCCUGUGCACAGAUGUGGCUGCCCGAGGCUGGGACAUUCCUGCUGUGGACUGGAUAGUGCAAUAUGAUCCUCCAGAUGAUCCCAAAGAGUACAUUCACCGUGUUGGAAGGACAGCUCGUGCAGGAGGUCAGGGACAUGCUCUUCUUUUCAUACGUGAGGAAGAAAUUGGCUUUGUGCGAUACCUUAAGACUCACAAGGUUAAUGUGGAGGCUAUGGACAUCACUUGGAGUAAGGUAGCCAACAUUCAGCCUCAGUUAGAGAAGCUGAUGACACAGAAUUACUUCCUUCAUGCUAGUGCCAAAGAGGCCUUUAAAGGAUAUGUUCGGGCAUACAACUCCCAUCAGCAGAAGGACUUGUUCAAUAUCAACACUCUGGACUUGAAGAAGGUUGCUAAAUGUUUUGGCUUCCAAGUUCCUCCAUUUGUAGACCUUGGUUUUACAGCAAGCAAGCACCACGGUCGGCGUGGUGGUGGUGGAGGUGGAGGCUUUGGCGGAAAGAACAAGAAGCAGUUUGCUAAAACUAAGAUAUAUAGACCUGUAAACAAGAAAUAGGCCUGCAAAUUGUAUGUAUUUGAAGAAUAAAUAUGAGAAAUA